GACGGAGGUAGGCCGGUCACAAAGUCCAGGGCUAUGUGGGACCACGGACGGCUGGGAACAGGCAGGGGACGUAGCAGCCCAGCAGGAGGACGAUGAGAAGACUUCCCCCGGGCUCAGAUGGUGCAGGCAGCCACAAAAGCGCAGGUGUCAGCCUCCAUGGUGGGCCACCAGAAGUGCCUCUUUAAUAGGUCCAGGGUGCGGUAAAUACCUGGGUGAUGUAGAAGUGUGCCCCCAUUGAAGCACCUGGGUGCAGUAUCGGGGACAAACAGACUUUCGGGUGGUCCAAUACUUGGAUCGGGCUGUGCUUGCUGGGCCUUCCUCACCUUGGCCUCAAUCUCCCAGGUGAUAGCAGGAAUGAUGCAUGAAGAUGGGAAGAUGGCGUCUGGAUCAGGGGAGGAGUCCUCGGCCGUGUAUUGGCGAGAGAGGGCUUCCGAUUUGAUAUUUCUUGACCCUGGCCUGUAGGUGAGGGAAAAGUUGAAGCGGCUGAAGAACAGGGCCCACCAGGCCUGUCGAGGGAUGAGGCUUUUGGCAGAUUGAAUUUAGGCCAGGUUCUUGUGCUUGUAGUUGUUAAUUUAAUUAUUAAGCAGAGUUCCAACUUGAUAGUUUAGUAUAUUUUAUGAGAUUCAGUCAACUGAUUGACUAUCAUUUAUCUUAUUUAAGAGUGGUGCAACGAAGAACUUAAUUUAUUAAAGUUAUUAUUUAUUAUUAUCACAAGCCUUCUUUUCACGACUGCAAUGCAAUUCUCCUUUAAAGGAAAUAUCUAAAGUCAUUUGCUUCCAUAUCAAUAUUUAUUAUGAUUUAAAAAAACAAUUUCUAAAAUAAACAGUACCACACUUCUCAAAAUUAUUUCAUAUUGGCUAGAUGUUGUUCUUUUGGUGAUUAUGGAAGACAUGAUAACAUGGACCAGGGAAUUAGAAAAUAAUGGUAGAGGAGUUACAUCACCAAUUAUUGAUACGUUACCCAUGUUUAAACAUGAUGGUGUCACAUGAAGUGGGUGUGAGGACUGAGCUCAUAUAUUCUGUGAAGGUAAGCAAACCCUGCAGAUCAGCACUGCCUACAUUGAAACCGACAUCGCCUCUAACCAGCUAACUGUCUGCACAGGAUAAAUGUUUUUGGGUUUUGCUUGUGAACUCAACAGGCAUCCCUACCCUUCCAGUGGAUGGAUGGAAGGAUAGAGCUUCACCUAUAGAGGAAAACAAACUCAACAAGAUAAAUUAGGCUUUUGUGCUCAAAUUUUCAUCAACAGCUUAAUAUUUCUGGUUUAUUAAAUGCUUCUCUAAGAUGUCUCAAGGAAAUCAGUCUCAGACUAACAUCACUGUUGGACUGCAGUAUCAGGGAAUACUGGGAUUAGUGUUGUUUUCCAUUCUAACUACAGUGCCAUGCUGUGUGUUUUUCUUCAUUAAUGGGACCAUGCUAUUUACCUUAAGGAGUAAAACGGUGUUUCGUGAGACCUCCCGUUACAUUCUUCUGUAUAACCUUCUUUUUGCAGACACUGUACUGCUGCUAAAUAGUCAGUUAAUGUACCUACUAGCUGCUUGUAGAAUAUUAAUGACGUAUCCUGUGUGUGGUGCUCUCACCAUGCUCGCCGAUCUCACAACUGUGAUCUCCCCUCUCACACUGGUGGUGAUGUGUCUUGAAAGAUAUGCCGCUGUGUGCUACCCACUGAGGCACGCUACUUUCAUCACCAUCAGAAACACAGGGGUGGCCAUCAUUGUGGUUUGGGCCUUCAGUUUACUAAAUGUCCUCAUUCAAGUUAUUUUGCUAUUAAAUUUUCCAUUUGAAGAAUUGCAGAGCCUGCAGAUGACAGACUUUUGUGGCAGAGAAAGCGUGUUGCUUGAUCCAAUAUCUGAUCUUUAUGGAAAAGCGUGCACAUAUUUUCUGUUUCUAUCAGCCGGCGUGGUAAUCACUUCUUCCUAUAUUGGUGUGAUGAUAGCAGCCAGAUCGGCCUCCACAGACAAAGCUUCAGCCCGUAAGGCUCGUAAUACACUGCUGCUGCACCUGGUGCAGCUGGGCCUCAGUCUCUCCUCAACCAUUUACUACCCAUUGCUCAUAGCUAUCUCAGAGUUCCUGGACAGGAUAAUAUUUGUGCGGAUCCAAAAUGUCAUUUACGUGUUUAUUAUCAUCUGCCCAAGAUGUCUGAGUUCUCUCAUCUAUGGUCUCAGAGAUCAGACCAUCAGACCCGUCCUUGUGUACCAUCUUUGCUGUCAGAGGAGACGCUGACUUUCUCUCUCAAUCGUCCCAGCCAAGGCAAUAAUCAGCAUACUUAUCCCUUUAUAGAUAAAUGUUAUUUUUAACAAAAUGUCUUGAUUUAUUAAAAAUUUAAACAGAGAAUGGCACUUUUUAUAAGUAAAGUGGGAUACCCCCACUUUCCAUUUCACUCUAUUGAAGACACAAGUAUCAAUUAUUUUUGUUUCUUGGGUUUUUAUGUCUAUAGAUUAGAUUGAUUUUAUUGUCUACCUCAGUUGAAAUGUAUCUUUGGCUUCUCCAAAGUACAGCAAAGGCACAUACAAUGCACAUAACACAGCACACCAUUAACUUUAAAUUUAAUAUUUAUUGUAUUUCUCUGUUUUGUGUCUGCAAGUCCUGCUGUACCAUGGAACCUACAUCACACACCACAUUCAACCAGACACACACCUAUAUCAGCACUAAUGCCCAUUUCCUUAUAAUAACCUUUUCAACAUGUCAUCAAAAUAAAUAAAAGUUUUGAAUCACUUGGCUAAACUGCAAGCAGAUACAUGCUUAUUACAAGAAACACACCUCUCAGAAUCAGACUAUAAUGAAUUAAAAUCAUCAAAAUUCAAUCACUUAUUGUCGACUCACUACAACACAAAACAAAGAGGUGUGUGCAUUUUAAGGCCAGCAAAAACAUUGUUUUUUCAUGCACUGGUCAAUUUUGAUAUUUUGGGCUAUUUUACUUCCAUAACAUGCCUUCUUUCAGCAGAAAACAUCCAAAAUACACAUUUAGGUGUUUAUUUUACACUUUGUCUCUUUGCAUCUGUAGAUUUCUCCUAAAUUCACCAUAAGUGAAGGUGUGUCAAAGAGUGUGUGUGUGAUUGUGUUACUGUUCAGUUGAAGGCCAUACUGUGUUAUUCAGUUAUCAGUUUUGAUGUGUUUUAGAUGUUCUAUAUUGCUUUUGCCAAGAAUUUGAUUACAUAUUGUGUCUGUAAGAAGUGGUUUCCAAUAAAAAUGUAUGGAAGUUUACAAUACACAUCUUUAAA
Messenger RNA from Siniperca chuatsi (mandarin fish), 3218 nucleotides. Its product is annotated as odorant receptor 131-2-like. Gene Ontology annotation, biological process: G protein-coupled receptor signaling pathway. Bases 1282 to 2220 code for a protein of 312 amino acids. Lineage: Eukaryota; Metazoa; Chordata; Actinopteri; Centrarchiformes; Sinipercidae. The record is from RefSeq and is a predicted model, not a curated record. Gene Ontology annotation, molecular function: G protein-coupled receptor activity. The transcript has a single exon. Gene Ontology annotation, cellular component: membrane.